AUGCUGCAUCGUCAACAUUUUGAAACCGAUGUUGAAUGCCGAGGAUAUUCUAAUUUCGCUGUACCAUUUAUGCAAAAUAAAAAACCAGUAAAACUUUGUGAUCUCCAUUUUAAUGAAAAUAAUCGACGAUUUGAAUGGGAAAAACGUGCUGAGUUUUUCAUGUCGAAAUAUAGAGAGAUGAAAACGAAAGAAUCGCUGAUUGAAUUCAGUAAAGGCAUUUUUGCCCAAUCUGCUUGGGUGAUUCGCCCAUCAUAUUGCGAAGUUAUGUCAGAUCAUGGUAAAGAUCUUGGUAAAGGUGGCGCAAAGCGUCAUCAUAAAGUUCUUCAUGAUAAUAUCCAGAGUAUAACGAAGCGUGCACUUCGUCGACUUAACCAGAAAUAUACAUACAUCAUGGUGUAUAUUUCUGUGUGGAAACAAGGGACAGAACCGAUUCCUUCUGGUGAACUUCCUUUUUCAUUUAAUAUAAUAGUAUCGAAUAGACGAGGAUCGAUAGGUCUAUCAUCGGUUUAUCAAGUCGUUUGUUGGGAUCGGCCAAAUUUUGAUUCACUGUAUUGUAGUAUGUGUUCAGUUUGGAUAACUGCAUUUGAAAUGCUGCUGCAUCUUAUGUCGGAUACUCAUCGAUUGAAUUACUUUUUUCGUAAUUACAAGAAUUACCACAAGAUGGCAGUGAGUGAAAUUGAUGAAACAGUGCGCUCUCGAUUACUUGAAGAAAUCGCUGAACAAGUUUGGAAAUUGGAGGGAUCUGGUGAAGUCCGAUAUCGUCUACGAUGCUUCAUUGAUUAUGAGACAGUUUUACGAAUUUGGCCCAAUGAGACAGAGGUUCAGGUGAAUAUGGAAGAAAAUAAUGUGCGAGCUAAUAUGUCACAAGAAAAUGAUCGGUACUGCACAGUUCCAAGUGAAAUGCAUGUCCGUCGUGCAGGGUUAUCGAAAGAGGCAGGAUAUAUGUUUCGACAGAUGCGUUGGGACGGUCUUGAUUCAUUUAACCAAUCAAAGAAAAAAAAUGAAAAAUAUAGUGGAUCGGAUGUAAUGGUAUAUUUCGAUCCGCAUCCAGAAACUUGUGGUAAUGCGUUGCAUUAUGGGGACAACAAAAAUUUAAAACGAAUACGAAGGCGUUCUUCGCGAUCUCCUUGUUCGCCGAAAAUUCAUUAUAUAAAUUCUUUUUCGCCAAGAGAGAGGUCUGUUCAUAAUCUGUUCAGCAAAAUAAAACAAUCUGGAAUGGAAACAGAAUGGAAUGAUGCGACAGCAGCCUUUUUAGCAAAAAUUGGUGUAGCAGGAGGAGGAAUUAUUAGUUCAAACAAAAAUGAGCUAUUGACCCGCAAUGAAAUGAGAAGAAUGGCAGGAAGCAGAGAAAUCGAUGUUUACCUUGGCUGUAGCGAGUCGACAUGUAAUCAGCGAGUGAAUGAAUUGUUAUUAUCAGGUUUACCAAAAUCCAGUCAUCUUGAAGCACCACCCGGAGUAGAUUCGGAUAAUUUUUCAUAUCAGAGAAAAUCAAAUCAACGAACGCAUUUGGAAAAACCUAUUGACCAAGCUGAACAUUCUCAUCAGCAACAAGAUCCAAAUUACGAUUUGCGGAAAUUACUUGGUGUCCUUGUUACACUUCAGCAAGAACGUGAGCGCUUCGGUAAUAUAAAUGAAUCAUCAAUUUCGAAUCUAUAUCGUGAAAUGGGAAUCACCGAAGGUACGGCAAAUAAUAGCAAUGAUUUAUUGCUUCGACUUUGUCAAAUGUUAGGAUCAGAUACAGUUGAACAGAAUAAUGGAUCUGCUUCGUCUAUUAAUUUUGAACAAUUUGGUUAUAUGCGUCCUGUUGUCACGCACAGCCAUGAGUCCAUGGAAGAAAUGGAAAAAAGUUCAGAAAUAUCAGAAGCGAUAGUUAUCGCUAUGUUCUGUCAUUCCGUUUCUUGGGAAUUGUUGAUUAUUCUUGAAUUUUUCAACUUGAGAUAG
Messenger RNA from Dracunculus medinensis (Guinea worm), 1941 nucleotides. The record is from the annotation of a GenBank genome assembly. Lineage: Eukaryota; Metazoa; Nematoda; Chromadorea; Rhabditida; Dracunculidae.